GUAGGCGUCUUUAUAAACUAUUACCAUGUAUAGACUAAUGUAACUCUUAUGACUGGUGGCAUAUAUAGUCUCCUGUCGAUUCCCAUAAUCAAUAUCAACAUCGGCGUAGGCACCUGCAUCUCUUAUACUCGAGUGCCCGAUCCAAACUCCAUAUCAUAUCAAUAUAACCUUGUAAUAGCAUCAUAUAUAUUCCUCCAUAUUCAUAUUUCCGUCAUACAUGAUCAAGCGACGAUGUCAUAGAAGAGAAAAAUGACCACGAUAUGCAAUAGAGAGGGAGGAAGAGGUAGAGAACGCCGGAGCGGGGAGGGAAAGAAAAGAAAAGAAAAGA
Aspergillus welwitschiae is the source of this 328-nucleotide messenger RNA. RefSeq lists its product as uncharacterized. NCBI's taxonomy places the organism in Eukaryota, Fungi, Ascomycota, Eurotiomycetes, Eurotiales, Aspergillaceae. Bases 49 to 240 code for a protein of 63 amino acids. The record is from RefSeq and is a predicted model, not a curated record. The transcript has a single exon.